Messenger RNA from Plectropomus leopardus (leopard coralgrouper), 2361 nucleotides. Lineage: Eukaryota; Metazoa; Chordata; Actinopteri; Perciformes; Serranidae. The record is from RefSeq and is a predicted model, not a curated record.
CAAAUAUGAAGCAUGCUAGCUAACCUAGCAGUCUGAAUAUUUAGAAGUAAAAUGUGUCUAGUAAUCUUUAGCUGUGUUUGUUAGAGAAAAGUCAGCGCACUCUGAAAUGACUUAAGGAAGCGGUGGCUUUGGCGUGUUGUGGGAACAUAACCUUAAAGAGUAUCGAAGAAGAUGAUAGAACCAGAGCUACUGACCGAGGUCCCUGCAGCACUUAAACGGCUGGCCAAGCAGGUUGUAAGGGGCUUCUAUGGGGUGGAACAUGCCUUGGCCCUGGAUGUGCUCAUUCGCAACCCAUGUGUACGUGAGGAGGACAUGCUGGAGCUGCUCAAGUUUGAUCGCAAGCAGCUGCGCUCUGUACUCAACACCCUCAAGGCAGACAAGUUUGUCAAGUGCCGCAUGAGAGUGGAAACGGCCCCUGAUGGCAAAACAACAAGGCACAACUACUACUUCAUCAACUACAGGGUUCUGGUCAACGUGGUCAAAUAUAAACUGGAUCACAUGCGACGGCGCAUCGAGACAGACGAGCGAGACUCCACCAACCGUGCCUCCUUCCGGUGCCCCUGCUGCUUCUCCACCUUCACUGACCUAGAGGCCAACCAGCUGUUUGACCCUAUGACAGGUACUUUUCGCUGCACCUUUUGCCAGACUGAGGUAGAGGAGGAUGCGUCUGUCUGUCCUGAUGGCCGAACACUAGUUGCGCGCUUUAAUGAGCAGAUUGAACCCAUCUAUGCGCUGCUACGGGAGACUGAAGACGUUAACUUGUCCCAUGACCUGCUGGAGCCUGAGCCUGCUGAGAUUCCUGCUCUCAAACAGAGCCGUGAACGUGCUGCAGCAACCAACUCAGGCGGCCCACACCGUGAAGCCUGGUCUAACAAAGGUUCGUCCUACGCUGACCUGUAUACCCAGAACGUGGUUAUUAGCAUGGAGGAGCAGGAGGAUCAGCAGAAGCAGGCCAAUGAAGGCAAGGCACCUAAAGAGAGGCCCGUCUGGUUGACUCACAGCACCGUGCAGGGUGCUUACAGCGAGCCUGACAUCCUCAAGAACCGUGGAGAUGUUGUACCUGGAGCCCUGGAUGGAGCAGCUGGUCAUGGAAUCGGUCAGGUAGAUGAAAACGAGGAAGUGAUGCGUGCCCUGCUCAUCCAUGAGAAGAGGAGCUUGGCAGGAGCAGCCGCAGGUGGAGCAAGCACUGCUAACAAGGGGCUCACCUCCACCACAACUAAUGCCAGCGACUCAGAGAGCGACACCAGCGAAUCAGAUGAUGAAUCUCCAUCUGGUCCUCCCCCUGCAACAACUUCUCAGCAUCGGGUCGCCGAGGAGGAGGACGACGACGACGACGAGUUUGAGGAGGUGGGUGAUGAACCGAUGGUGAUGGUGGGAGGCCGGCAGUUCUCAUACCGAGAGGUCAGCCAGAGGCCAGAGCUGGUGGAGCAGAUGUCCUCACAGGAGAAGGAGGCCUACAUUGAAAUGGGACAAACCCUCUUCCAAGACAUGUACUUCUGAAAACACACACACACACACACACACACACACACACACACACACACACACACACACACACACACUGAUACAUGCAGACAUUUACACACACACAGUUUCAAACAAUUUAAUGGAUUGGCUAUGAGUUUCCAAAAAUAUACUUCUGCUCUUUCACACUGUUAGUGGUGAUGUCUGAGGAAAUUAUUGUGGAUACAACUUCUCAAGAAGAAUAGAAGAUGCUGCUCAAGAAGUAUUUACAGUCAGCUUCAUGCUCAUAAGAACCAAGGACAUGCUCUGACAGUGUUGCCUAAGCGAUCACACCUUUAGUAUUCUAGCCCAAGUAUUUUUUAUUAUGUCAUCAAACCAGAAGGGAGCUUGCCAGCUGCAGCUUGUACACAGAGUGCCAAUUUGUUUCUCGUAAGUCUUAUUUUUAUUUCAGUUGAAUAUGCCGUCUACACCAGUCAUGUUUUAGCCUUGUUUUCCAGUCAUGUGUCUCUCGUGGAUCUGAUGGACCAGAUACACUUUAAAUUUAAUCAAUACAGCUGUCUACACACAAGUGUAUGUUUUAUGCCUCAAGUCUAUUUUCUUUCUCAUGUAAAACUACAUCGAAUUGUGCGUUUGGCUGCAAGCACCUCCAAAAGACGUAGCAGCACUGCAGCGAUGAAGGCAGUGUGACACUGAAGGACUGAAGCUGCUGUUAUGCUCCUGACAUUCUGCUGUCUUUCUGGUGUUGGGCCAAAUAUUUUCAGUUUUUCCGAAGACUAGAUUUAAAAGCUCAUCUCAGGCAUAUAUUGAAUACAAGAGAAACAAUAUGGGUGACCUGUUUACAGUAAAAUAAUUGUUAUUUUGAACAAUCUGUAAUAAAAAGAUACUGCAGUACAGCAA